AUGCGAACAGCGUUGGCACUGCUGAAACCUCCACCUGCAGCGCAAGCAGAACCGGCCAACUUGGAUAGACGAUUUCAGCGCGGUGACCUCGUCUACGCCAAGUUCUAUGCGCGGAAUUCAUGGAAGUGGGUUCCGGCGCAAAUCAUACGAGAGUUGGGCAGCGUUAUGUUCGAGGUGCAGACGAACAAUCAACGGGUUCACAGGCGCCAUGUGAACCAGCUCGCAGCUGAUCGUGACGUGAUUCGUGAUUCGGCCGUGGGAGCUUCCAGCGAGGACGUGGACAUAGAUCAUUUGCCGUUUGAUCUGCUGACGGACAGCGCGGUAGCGGAAUCGAGUUCUGUUCCCUUGACGGACCAUCAAACUAGCGCGUCACCCACACAACCAUCUCCACGCCCAAUCCCGUUCGCUACUACAAAACGCCAGCAGCCGAUACGGUCGCCACGCCGGUCUUCUAGACUUAGAAGACUUCCGCGUAGGCUCGAGGGGUAUCGUCUGUAA
Anopheles coluzzii is the source of this 498-nucleotide messenger RNA. RefSeq lists its product as uncharacterized. The record is from RefSeq and is a predicted model, not a curated record. Bases 1 to 498 code for a protein of 165 amino acids. NCBI's taxonomy places the organism in Eukaryota, Metazoa, Arthropoda, Insecta, Diptera, Culicidae. The transcript has a single exon.